Messenger RNA from Mauremys mutica (yellowpond turtle), 3685 nucleotides. It is a transcript of the gene PDZD7, whose product is annotated as PDZ domain containing 7. The record is from RefSeq and is a predicted model, not a curated record. Bases 360 to 3047 code for a protein of 895 amino acids. NCBI's taxonomy places the organism in Eukaryota, Metazoa, Chordata, Testudines, Geoemydidae. Gene Ontology annotation, biological process: auditory receptor cell stereocilium organization; sensory perception of sound. The transcript has 16 exons. Gene Ontology annotation, cellular component: stereocilium tip; stereocilia ankle link complex; cilium. Gene Ontology annotation, molecular function: protein binding.
GGGCGGGGCAGCCUCAGCCCGGUGGCUCUGCCAGGUGAGGGGGCUGCAGAGCAACAUGGAGACAGGCACAGGAACGGCGCCGUCACGUGAGGCCCCCGGCCGGAGCUGAGACCCGACGGGAAACGUGGCCCCGGCCCCUUUUCACGCGCACCCGUAGGAACAUGUCCCUGGGCUGCGUCAGGCGCCCACUUCCAUUGGCGGGACGAAACCUGAGCAGCCAAAAUGUAACAAUCCGCCCCGCCCGCCCGACGGAAUCCGGCUUCCCCAGGGCAGGGGGCAGGGUCCCUCCCUGCUCCCCCGCUGAAGACGUCCCCCGGACGCCGGGGUCCCUCCAUGACUAGCGGCCGCCCCGCCCCGCCAUGGCACACGGUUCAGACUCCGUGCUGAGGGACGCGGCCUGCCCCACCCACUCCCGCAGCUCGGGCAGCGACGCCAGCGCAGCCACCCGCUACCUGCUGAGGAAGCAGAACCGGCUGGUGAACGGGCACCCACGGGGCAUCCGCACCUCGUCGCCCAUGGGACGCGUCAUUCUCAUCAACUCGCCCAUCGAAGCCACCGGCGACGAGAGCGACGUGAUCAACGCCAUCACGGUGGAGAAGAGCGCGGACGGGAAGCUGGGCUUCAGCGUGCGGGGCGGCUCGGAGCACGGGCUGGGCAUCUUCGUCAGCAAAGUGGAGGAAGGCAGCAGCGCCGACCUGGCCGGCCUGUGCAUCGGGGACAAAAUCACGGAGGUGAACGGCGUGAGCUUGGAGAGCAUCACCAUGGGCAGUGCCGUCAAGGUCUUGACUGGGAACAACCGGCUGCGGAUGAUGGUGAGGCGCAUGGGAAAGGUGCCCGGGAUUAAAUUCUCCCGAGAAAAGACCACGUGGGUGGAUGUCGUGAACAGGCGCCUGAUCGUGGAGAAGGGCGGGUCGACCCCGUCGGACAGCAGCUCCGAGGGCGGCGUGAGACGCAUGGUCCACCUCUACACCACCUCCGACGACUACUGCCUGGGCUUCAACAUCCGCGGCGGGAAGGAGUUCGGCCUCGGCAUCUACGUCUCCAGCGUCGACCCCGGCGGGCUGGCGGAGCAGAACGGGAUCAGAGUGGGAGAUCAAGUCCUUGCAGCCAACGGAGUCAAGUUCGACGCCAUCAGCCAUAGCAAGGCAGUGGAAGUGCUAAAGGGGCAGACGCACAUCAUGCUGACCAUCCGGGAGACGGGCCGCUUCCCCGCCUACAAGGAGAUGGUGGCCGAGUACUGCUGGCUCAGUCGGUUGACCAAUGGCCAACUGCAGCAGCUCUCGCAGGCCUCGGAGACCAGCUCCUCCGUCUCCUCCUACUCCUCGGGGACCUUGGACGGGCCCCCGGCCCUGCUCUCCAGCCCCGCCGUCUCCAGCUCCACAGAGGACCCUCCGGCGCGCAGCCGCUCCCUGGAGCGAGUGGAGACGGCCAUGCAGACGGACCUGCCCCCCGAGACCCGGCGCACCGUGCACCCGCCGGAGAUCCUGAGGGACUCGGCCAUCCGGGCCGAGAGCCCCCGGGACCCGCUCCCCAGCAAGAAGCACAGGCCCUUCUCCGGCUCGCCCCGGACGGCCCUGCUCCUGGCGCUGAGCCGGCCCCGGCAGCCCCUCACGAGAUCCCAGAGCUACCUCACCGUGGGCGAGGAGAAGAGGCAGGAGCCGCCAGCGCCCGCCGGGGACAAGGCCGGACUGCGGCGCUCCAAGACCCUCGUCAACCUCUUCUUCCGAGGCAGCCGGGCGAAGCAGAGCUGGGCGCCGGGCGGCGAGGGGCACAGGAGACGGGCCCGGGCCCCGGCCAGCCCAGAGCGGGAGAAAGACAAAGGCCGCCCUGUCAGCUUCCUGGGCUCCCCGGGGCGCGCCGGCCGCGAGCCCAGCCCAGCCGCUGAGAGCUGCCUCCCGCUCCUCCGGGACAUGGCCGGGAAGCUGCUGACGGAGGACGAGGUGACGGCCGUGCUGCGCCACUGCACCCGGUAUGUCCAUGAAGGGGGGGUGGAGGACUUGGUGAGGCCGCUCCUGGCCAUCCUGGACCGGCCUGAGAAACUCCUGCUUCUGAGGGAUGUCAGGAGCCUGGUCAGCUCCACCGACCUGGGCCGCUUCGACAGCAUGGUCGUGCCGCUGGAGCUGGAGGCGUACGACACCCUGAAGAGCAGAGCAGGGAAAUCGCCCGCGCUGCGCCCGGCGCAGCAGAAAAUGCCUCCCCGGAGACACCUCAUCACACCGGUGCCUGACCGCCGGGGAGGGUUCCUGCUGCGGCCGCUCCAGGCCCCGGAGCCGGGGGGCGCCGAGGAGGAGGUGGGGCCGGCGCCGAGGGCAGGGCCGGAGCGGCUGAAGGGCUCCCCCAGACGGACUCAGCCGUGCGGCUUCACGCCCCUGCCCGACGUGCCCGUGGACGCCUGCGCUGCCGCCCCCAGCCCCCCUGCCGCUCCGGCUGCCAGUGGGCCCAGCUGGCUGCUGGCGGAGGCUGCCCAGAGCCCGGGACUCGUGCCAUGUCCCGACCCCUCCGCAGAGGCGUUGGCACAGCCGGCAGGGCCGGGCGCCGAGCGGCCGCGAGCCCCCGGCUCCCGCGCUGGGCAGGGGGAGGCCGAGCCGGGGGGGGACGGGCUCUGCGUGGGGCUCAGCAAGCCCCGGCGGGCCCGGCCCCGGCUCUGCCAGCUCUUCGCUCCGGGAACCCAGGGGGCAGAGGGGCUGGCCCACAACGGCCCGGCCCAGGAGGAGCACGAGCUGCUGAGCGUCCGCCUCUCCAAGCUCAGGCAGUCCUUGGGGCUCAGUAUCUCGGGCGGGCUCGAGUGCAAGGUGCAGCCCAUGGUGAGGAUCGAGACGAUCUUUCCCGGAGGGGCGGCGUUCCUGAGCGGGAGCCUGCAGGCUGGGGCCGAGCUGGUGUCGGUGGACGGGGCGAGCCUGCAGAACGUCACCCACCAGCGGGCGGUGGAGCUCAUCCGCCAGGCCUACAGGACCAACCGGGAGGUGCCCAUGGAGCUGGUGGUGAAGGUGCCCAAGGCGGGACGCAGCCCAGCCAGGGACGGCGCCAGGCCGGCAGCGACGGGCUGAGCGAACAGACGUCUUCCAGGCCCACGGCAGGACAAACAGAGCCUCAAGGGGGACGGGCAUCCAGCCCCACAAGCCCGACUGCAGCCUGGCAGGAGUGGGGGAUGAGCCCCCCGGCUCCGUGCGCUGCCCGAGAGCACCAGGUGGCCUCAGCCAGGCCUGGGACGAGGCCCUGGCACAUGCUGGUCUUGGGUGCAUGGGCGAGACUCAGCCCCGGGGGCAGGGGGGAGCAGCAGGGGGCUGCCACGCCAUGGGGCUGCAACCCCAGCCUGCCCCGCACCUGCCCCAGCUGAGCCAGGCGGCCCCCACGUGUCGCCUCCUGCAGGUGACGGGUCACCAUGUUUUCCUGGCCCUCUCUGCCUGCCCCUGCUGGGCCAGUGAGGGGGCCAGGCCGGCCCCCAGGGCGACCAUGUGGCACCAGCGAGGCCGCAGGGUGGCUGCUCAGCUCCCGCAGGAGCAGGCCCGGGGCUGGGACUGGCCUGGCUCCAGCAGCCCUGGGAGGGCAGCGCCCGAGGCCCCCCUGUGCCACAGUCCAGCUGGCACCUCAUAGCCCGCAGGCCAGGGCAGCUCCCAGCCACAGCCCCACGAUCCCUCUCGGAGCUGGGGGGCCCGGGAGAGGCUCAAAGCCCUACUACUGCUGC